GGCAGACAAACUGCCUCCUUUUUUGCCCCAUGCGACGCCGACCCAACCCACUUCAACCGUCCCUCACUGCCGGUCAUGAAUUGAGUAUCGCGAUCCGUAUCCAUUUCGCUCACCACCCUCCCUUCUCGCAGCCGGCCGUUGAAAUACGUGUCGCAUCCUCUCGUUCGUCUUUAUUUGGGAACCUUUCGCCAUAUCUGCGCGGUAUCGUCUCGCUGCCCCUGUGUGUAGUCACAGGGCCCUGUCGUGAGACGUCGACUUCUGCGCCGCAAAUAAGCACUCAGCCGCUUUCACAGGCCAGCAACUCGAGUUUCUCCCUCAACUUCCACUACGCUCUGCUCACGAAAAGAAUCACCGCGCUUCCGGGGUGGCCAUCCCGUGUCCACUGGACCUGGACCCCACGCGCCUUCCAUUCGUUUCUGUUCCCAUCGAGAGUCAAACCGCCGCCAUGGGUUCAUCGCCGCUCUCACUGAAGCGCGCACUGCUUCUCACGGCCUUCUUUGCCUUAAGAGUCAUGGCUCAAGAUAACAACAACAAUGAGGAAGAUAGUACGCCAACAUCUACCCCGACGCAGGACGCAGAGAAAACUUCGACCACCCCAACCUCGACCGCAACGUCCGAGACAACAAGCACCUCGGAAAGGGAGUCGUCGACGACACAAGCAACAUCAACGUCGACCUCGAGCACACGCACUCUGCCGGCGUUGACCACAGCCACCACCUCUGCAUCUUCCUCCCCCCCCAGACUAAGUGGCCUCCCAACUCUGUCCAAAACUGUCGACACAGCGGUUCCCGACUAUCCUCCGCCAACGGUCCCGCCAACACACAAUGCUCCGUUCAUGAAUCACUCCACCCUCCCCGAUGGAACAGUCUUCAUUGCAGUGGGCGCCAUUCUCGGCGCUUUCGGCGUGGCCAUUCUCGCAUGGCGGGGCAUCGUCGCCUGCCUCCUGCACCGGUCCGUUGAACGCGCCGCCAAGGCCCAGCACGCCGCCAACAACGGCCGCGCCGCGGGCGACAAGAACGCCGCAUCGUUCCCCGCGCCGCCUGCCCAGUUCUACAAGUACAUGGAGCGCGAAUCCUCGCCCUCGCUUGCCGCCGCGGGGUUGGCCGGUCCCACCGGACGACGUACCCACCGCGGACCGACUCCCUCGUCCACGCCGAGCCAGACGAACCUGUUCUUCUCUCCCACCGCUGCCGGUUCUGCAUCAGGCCUGGGCGGCGCGAACCGCGACUCGGCCCGCUUCCUGCCUUCGGGCUUCUACGCGUCUGCCUCGCCGGGCAGCCCGGGCGGCCACGGCCACGGCAACUCAAUAAGCAUGAGCACGCUGCGGCCUUCGUCGCGCGGGCGCGGAGGACAGCUGGGCCCGUCGCCGCCGGAGUCGCCCAAUGUCGGGCCGCGUGUCGUUUCUAGGAAUUUCAGCGCCAGCUCGCUCAACCUGAACCGCCCGCCAAGUGCUGGUGCUAGGGCGCCCAGCGCCUAUCUGGAGGAUUUGCUGGAUGAGCAGCCAGGCCAGUUCCCGCCGCCCGCCGGGAGUCCGUCGCCCCACGGCAGUCACGGGCGGAGAUAUUAGACUCUACUUUCACUAGAACGGAGGUGGAAAAGAUUUUGCGACGCAUUCAGCGGUUUCUUUUCGUUUGGGCCUGGCUUGUGCUUUCGAAGGCAAGACUUGCAUACUGCUUCGAGAUGGGGAGGCAUGUUUGUCGUGGGGUUCUUGUUGCGGAGUUUUGUUCUUCCUGUUCGGUUCGAGUAAACCCCCCCCCCCCCCCCCCCCCCCCUGUUGCACGGCAUAGAAGGUGUUGUGGUGUGGCCGCGUGCCUGGUCUUCUUCCUUCUUUCUUUUGCCCGAUUCUCUUUUUGGGUCAAAGUACUGUACAUAGUCUUUGCUUUACUUGCUUACGCUCCAUCGUCAGUAAUGAACAUAUUCAGGCAUCGUAAUGCGCCAACGCUUCUCAGUUAGGGCUAACUUCGCAGGAGCAAGACAGCGAUGUAUCCUGAUGCCAGUCCUCUUGAGUGCCAUCGUCAGAAUGAACGGAAAACGUGUCAUC
This is a messenger RNA of Chaetomium strumarium, 2041 nucleotides long. RefSeq lists its product as uncharacterized. Gene Ontology annotation, cellular component: fungal-type vacuole. The record is from RefSeq and is a predicted model, not a curated record. Bases 446 to 1567 code for a protein of 373 amino acids. NCBI's taxonomy places the organism in Eukaryota, Fungi, Ascomycota, Sordariomycetes, Sordariales, Chaetomiaceae. The transcript has a single exon.